Sinocyclocheilus rhinocerous is the source of this 1320-nucleotide messenger RNA. Its product is annotated as AF4/FMR2 family member 4-like. The record is from RefSeq and is a predicted model, not a curated record. Lineage: Eukaryota; Metazoa; Chordata; Actinopteri; Cypriniformes; Cyprinidae. Gene Ontology annotation, cellular component: nucleus; super elongation complex. The transcript has 10 exons. Gene Ontology annotation, biological process: regulation of gene expression. The coding region runs from base 108 to 1046 and encodes 312 amino acids.
CUACUGCUGCAGAGUAACGAAGAGCUGCCAUCAAACAUUACAGAAUCACGUUCACUCAUUUUAUUGUAUGUGACAUACUUUGGAGGGGUGUGUGUGUGUAUUUGCAGAUGGAGAGGGAUGAAAAGUCUUCAAAGAAGAAACAGAAACUGGACAAAGAGAGAAAACAGUCUUCUUCCUCUCAGAAGAGCCUCCACCAAUCAGAAGCCGUCGGGAACAGCGACAAGAUGAUGAUGAAGAAGAAGAGUGUGAAAAACAGCUCAGGUCUUCCUCAGGACAGAGACGGCCAGCGGAAGAAAGCAGAGACUCAUGGGAAGAAAACCGGCAAGAGCCACAAGGAGCUCCUGGAGAAACCUCCUGCGGCCAAACCACGAGCGCUGCUGCCCGAUCGCAGGAAACUCUCAGUGGAAGAUCAUUUGAAGGAAGCCAAAAAGCUGAAGCACAAAGCAGAUGCUACGCCGGAUAAGAUGGCUAAAGCGCUGUGCUAUCUGGAGGCUGCGCUGUCGUUCACGGAGAGCGCUGUGGCCAUGCAGACGGAGCCGCAGACGCCCAAAUCUGCCUACACCAUGUUCUCGGAGACGGUGGACCUGAUCAGGUUCAUUCUCAAGCUGAAGAACUACACGGAUCCGGCGGCCGCCGCUCACGAGAGGGACUUCUGCGUCCUGUGCAUGCGGUGCCAGUCUCUGCUGCAGAUGGCCAUGUUCCGCUCCAGACGAGAGCCAGCGCUCAGACACUCGCGGAUGCUCACGGAUCAUUUCAGAAGCUGCUCGUGGUCUGCGUCUCCCUCCGUGUCUAAGAGCGGCUCGCUGCUUGUUCCUCAGCCGGUCCAGCAGGUGGCGGCGGCGUACAUCAGCAUCACCACGCUCCUCCUGAGCGCUCACCACAUCUGGGAGCAGGCGGACCAGAUCGCUCUCCGAGGCAGCGGUUUGCUGCGAGAGCUGGAUUCUGCCGUCGGUCCUCUGAGUCUGAUGUCCUCCAUGAGUGCUUUAGUGCGAUACGCUCGACCCGGCCUGCACUGGAUCAGACUCGACACGCAGAAGCGGCGCUGACGCUUCCCUCGACCGCCGGAGAGCCCAGGAUGUGGCAGCCUUCAUUUAUUUGCACAAUGAUCAAAUCAAACGAUCAAUCUCUCUUUAGCGGCUAAUGAAGCGCUUCAGCCGCGGGUCAUUCUGACACGAAAACAUGAUGGUCUUCCCUCUGCACUGAACGAACCCACGUGACACUGCGUCCACCAUCAAGCCAAAGUCCAGCAGCAUCUCAUGAGUGUGUGUGUGAGUGUGUGUGUGAGUGUGAGUCUGUGUCUGUGUCUGUCUGUGUCUGUCU